Molecule: messenger RNA, 2706 nt
Organism: Anoplopoma fimbria (sablefish)
Lineage: Eukaryota; Metazoa; Chordata; Actinopteri; Perciformes; Anoplopomatidae
Gene: grm6b
Product: glutamate receptor, metabotropic 6b
Exons: 10
Coding region: 1-2706 (901 amino acids)
Biological process (GO): G protein-coupled glutamate receptor signaling pathway; regulation of synaptic transmission, glutamatergic
Cellular component (GO): membrane
Molecular function (GO): adenylate cyclase inhibiting G protein-coupled glutamate receptor activity
Source: RefSeq, a predicted model, not a curated record
AUGACAUCAGAGGCCUGCUCGUCCCAUCGGUGCUGCUGGCUCACUUCGCCUUUCAGAUACCAAACAUGUCUUUGGCUGAUGUGGGCGCUGCUGGUGGGUAUUGGCCCUGGUUCAUGGGCCCAGCAGGGCAUCCAGCCUCAGUCCAUCAAAAUCGAGGGGGACAUCACCUUGGGCGGGCUGUUCCCCAUGCACUCUCGGGGCGCUGCUGGCGUGCCCUGCGGGGAGAUCAAGAGAGAAAAGGGGAUCCAUCGAUUGGAGGCCAUGCUGUACGCCAUGGACCAGAUCAACAGCGACCCGGACCUGCUGCCUAACAUCACUCUGGGGGCCCGGAUCCUGGACACCUGCUCCAGAGACACCUACGCCCUGGAGCAGUCGCUCCUCUUUGUCCAGGCCCUCAUCCAGAAGGACAACUCAGAUGUGCGCUGCUCAAACGGAGAGCCUCCCAUCAUCGCCAAACCAGAGAGGGUGGUCGGCGUAAUCGGGGCGUCUGGCAGCUCGGUGUCCAUCAUGGUGGCCAAUGUGCUCAGAUUGUUUUCGAUCCCCCAGAUCAGUUAUGCCUCCACUGCCCCCGAGCUGAGCGACAAAAGCCGCUACGAGUUCUUCUCCCGUGUGGUACCUCCUGACUCCUACCAGGCCCAGGCAAUGGUGGACAUAGUCAAAGCCAUGGGCUGGAACUACGUCUCCACACUGGCCUCCGAGGGCAACUAUGGAGAGAGCGGCGUCGACGCCUUCCUCCAGAUAUCCAGAGAAGCAGGUUGUGGGCUGUGUAUUGCACAGUCCAUAAAGAUUCCCAGAGAGCCCAGACCAGGGGAGUUUGAGAAGAUCAUCAAGAGACUGAUGGAGACCUCUAAUGCUCGGGGGGUCAUCAUCUUUGCCAACGAGGACGACAUCAAACGGGUGUUGCAGACUGCCAAAAAGGCCAACCUCACAGGUCACUUCCUGUUCGUUGGCUCCGACAGUUGGGGGGCCAAAAGCUCCCCCAUUCAAGACCAGGAGGAUGUGGCUGAGGGUGCUGUCACCAUCCUGCCCAAAAGAGCCUCUAUUGAUGGGUUCGACCAGUACUUCACUUCGAGAUCUCUAGAAAACAACAGAAGAAACAUCUGGUUUGCAGAAUUCUGGGAGGACGACUUCAAGUGCAAACUAACCCGCCCUGGAAUAAAGUAUGAACUUGGUAGAAGAAAAUGUACAGGUGAGGAACGAAUCAGCCACCACUCUCAGUACGAACAGGAGGGCAAGGUGCAGUUUGUAAUUGACGCUGUGUACGCCAUGGCCCACGCAUUACACAGCAUGCACCUGGACCUGUGCCCUGGCUACAUGGGUGUCUGCGAGAAGAUGGACCCUGUGGAAGGACAGAUGCUGCUCCAAUACAUUCGCUCUGUCAGCUUCAAUGGCAGCGCAGGAACUGGAGUGAUGUUCAAUGAGAAUGGAGAUGCUCCUGGCCGUUACGACAUCUUCCAGUACCAACUGUCUAAUGUCAGCAACCCCGGCUACAAGUUUAUCGGCCAGUGGACCAACCACCUUCGCCUCAAUUCGGAGGAGAUGCAGUGGUCAGGUGGUGACCGUAAGAUUCCAGAGUCGGUUUGCAGUUUCCCUUGUGAGUCUGGAGAGAGGAAGAAGAUGGUGAAGGGUGUUCCCUGCUGCUGGCAUUGCGAGUUCUGCGAUGGCUACCAGUACCUGCUGGACGAGUUCUCCUGCGACAUGUGCCCCUUCGACAUGAGGCCCUUUAAGAACCGCACAGGCUGCCGGCCAACGCCCAUCAUCAAGUUGGAGUGGAGCUCCCCCUGGGCCAUCAUCCCCGUCUUCCUGGCCAUCCUGGGCAUCCUGGCCACCAGCGGAGUCAUCAUCACCUUCAUCCGCUUCAACGACACGCCCAUCGUUCGGGCCUCCGGCAGAGAGCUUAGCUACGUGUUGCUGACGGGCAUCUUCCUCAUCUACUUCAUCACCUUCCUCAUGAUAGCCGAGCCCAGCACUGCCGUGUGCGCCUUCCGCAGGCUGCUGCUGGGGCUCGGCAUGUGCAUCAGCUACUCUGCCAUGCUCACCAAGACCAACCGGAUCUACCGCAUCUUUGAACAGGGCAAGAAGUCGGUCACGCCCCCCAAAUUCAUCAGUCCCACCUCUCAGCUGAUUCUCACCUUCAUCCUCAUCUCGGUGCAGUUACUCGGGGUGUUCAUCUGGUUCGGUGUGAUGCCCCCCCACACCAUCAUCGACUACGAGGAGCAGAAGCCCCCAAACCCAGAGUUCGCGCGCGGAGUCCUCAAGUGUGACAUGUCCGACCUGUCCCUCAUCUUGUGUCUGAGCUACAGUAUCGUGCUGAUGGUCACCUGCACAGUGUACGCCAUCAAGAGCAGAGGAGUUCCAGAGAACUUCAAUGAGGCCAAACCCAUCGGCUUCACCAUGUACACCACCUGCAUCGUCUGGCUGGCCUUUGUACCAAUCUUCUUUGGCACAGCGCAGUCUACGGAGAAGAUGUUCAUCCAGACCACCACCCUGACAGUGUCCAUGAGCCUGAGCGCCACCGUUUCCCUGGGCAUGCUUUACAUCCCCAAGGUCUACGUCAUCAUCUUCCACCCGGAGCAGAACGUCCAGAAGAGGAAGCGCAGCCUCAAAACCGUGGUGCAGGCAACCACCGUGUCCACGCACCUGUCCCAGAAGUCCAACGACAAACAGAACGGGGAGUCCAAGAUCAUCCCGGACAGAUCACAGUGA